CUCGAGGAGGAGAAGUCGUUGCAGCUGAAAAUAUCCAUCUACUCUGAGAAUCCUCUAACCUUUGUGCUUGGAGAAAGAAGGAUCAGCCCUGCACUGCGAUGUCGUCGAGGAUGCUAGCAGGCUUGGGAUGGCUCGGGGAGUCCUUCAUCAGGAGCUUGAAGGAUCAGAUCGGCGACUAUUUGAUCCGAUGGCUUCUGGAGGAGCUCGGAGUCGUUGCAGGCUUGGGAUGGCUCAGAGAUUCCAUUGGGAGCUUGAUGGAUAAUAUCAGAGACUCUGUGAUCCGAGGGUUUUUGGACGAUCUCGGAGUCGGAGAUGACCUCGGCGAGCUGAUGAAUACUCUUACCAGGACUAUGCACAUCAUCGGCGAAGUCGAGAACAAGUGGAUUGAAGAUGAAGACACGAAAAAGCGAUUGAAGGAAUUGCUGAUGGAACUAAAGGACACUGCUUAUGACGCUGAGGACUUGCUUGAUGAGAUCCAGUUAUGGGUUCUAAAGCAACAGAUCGAGCAACAAGGAGCUCAGAGGGAUGAGGCAAGUAACCAAUCUUCUUCUUCUUCCGGUCUCCCUCCGAGGAAAAAGAUGAAAAUUUCGGUAUCUAAAGUUGCCAGUAGCUUAUUCGGUCGAGGAGAUGAUGUGAAUAGAGCGAGGAAAAUUCAGAUGAAGUUAGAUAAAAUCACUACUUGCAUCGCGGAUCUCAUUACUACAUUAGAUGCUGAUGAGAGAGAGAUGAUAACGUCAGUAGUGCCCCGAACCACCACUUCCUUUCCGAUAGAAACUCAAGUAUUUGGACGAGAGGAACAGCUGAAUCACCUUCUGGGACUGUUGGUGCAAUCUGCCGACGGAUCCGGAUCUAGCGACGGUAGCAUCUCUGCCUUAACUAUUGUCGGGAUCGGAGGGGUCGGAAAGACUACUCUUGCUCAGCAAGCCUACAACCACGAGAGGGUGCAGGACUAUUUUCAACCUAAGGUCUGGCUCUGUGUAUCGGAUAACUUCAACGUGGAGAGGCUUACCAAAGACAUCAUAGAAUUCAUUACCGAGGAAAAGUGUGAUCUCAGCAACCUUGAUACACUUCAAGAGGUUGUUAAGGAGAAGUUGACCUCAAAAAGGUUCCUGCUUGUCCUCGACGAUGUGUGGAACGAGGACAGUCUGAAAUGGGAAAGAUUUUGUGCACCAUUGAGGUCCGCAGUCCCAGGAAGCAAGAUUUUGGUUACAACUCGCUCUAAAAAGAUUGCAGAAAUGGUUGGCAAUCCGAUCCCUCUAGAAGGUCUGGAUGAGGCCAGCUGUUGGAAAUUGUUCAAGAAAUGUGCAUUUGGUUCCGAAGACGCUGGUGAAUUUCCACAUCUAGAAGCCAUAGCAAAGAAGAUCGAGGGCAGGUUGAAGGGGUUGCCACUUGCGGCAAGGGUAAUAGGCGAGUUGUUGAAGGCGCAGAUGAAUGAGAAGCACUGGAGCAACAUCGCAGAAAGUGAAAUCUGGCAACUACAGCAAGACGAACAGGGUGACCUGCCAGUCCUACAAUUGAGCUAUCAAUGUCUUCCGUCACACCUAAAGCGGUGCUUUGUUUUCUGUUCCCUGUUCCCGAAAGAUCAUCGGUUUGAUGGAGAACACUUGGUCCGGCUUUGGAUGGCAGAAGGCUACGUUGCUCAAGACAACAAUAUGACGAUGGAGGAUACAGGAAGCCGCUACUUCCUUGACUUAGUGAAUAGGUCUUUCUUUCAGGAAACUCCUUGGGGAUCGACAUAUGUGAUGCAUGAUCUCAUACACGAUCUUGCUCAAUUUAUUUCAGAGGGAGAGUUUUGCAGGAUUGAUGAUGAGUCGAAAGAGAUCCCUAAUACGACUCGUCAUCUAUCAACAACAUUAACCGAUGGAACUAAGUUAAUAGAGCUCUCUUGUUAUGAUAAAUUGCGGACCCUCAUGAUUAAUUACAAAAGUCAUUGGUUUGGCUUUGGAGUCGAGAGCCCUUUGUUCAUUCAGUUUGAAAAAUUAAAAAACAUUCGAGUGUUGAUAUUGCAGAACUGUGGCUUGCGGGAGUUGCCUGAGACAAUUGGUGACUUGAUACACCUCCGCUACCUUGACAUAUCCUACAAUUGUCAGAUUUGGAGGCUGCCAGAGUCAUUGUGUGGUCUUUACAAUUUGCAAGUACUGGAUCUGUUUCAAUGUCCACUACAGAGUUUCCCGCACGGCAUGAGCAAGUUGAUCAACUUGAUGCAUCUUAAUGCAGCAGACGAAAUAAUUUUCAAGAUAAAUGAUGUUGGGAAGCUGACUUCUCUUCAGAGAUUGUCUUCAUUCAUAGCACUCAAGGAUCAGAGACACAAGGUUGCCCAAUUAGACGGUCUGACACAGCUUCAUGGAGAACUUCGAAUUACCAAUCUUGAGAACGUUGAGAGUAAACAAGAAGCAAGCAAGGCUAAUCUGAACAACAAACAGUACCUUGAUGCACUGGCCUUACAAUGGACAUCGGAUGAUGGCUCCAAUUUGAACGGCAAUGAAUUAGUUAUGUCGGAGGAGGUACUCGAAGGUCUCCAACCACAUCAGGCUCUCAAACGUUUGACGAUCAGAGGGUACAAUGGUGUCAGACCACCCAGUUGGCUGCAGGCACAAUUGUUAUCGAACCUGAUAACUCUUGAACUAGAAAACUGCACAGCAUGGGAGGAUCUUUCAUGUAUUGGACAGCUACCGAAUCUCAAGAACCUUUACGUGAAGGGAAUGCCUGCAGUGAAACAAAUAAGUCAUGGAUUAAGUACAGAGAGCAAGUUCUUGCCUAAUCUGGAAGAGCUAGUGCUGGAGAACAUGGUGGCAUUGGAGGAACUCCCGAGUCUUGGACAACUGCCGUGUCUUAAGAUUCUUCGCAUCGAGGGAAUGUCAGCAGUGACGAAGGUAGGCCACGAGUUCUUUGGUUGUAGAGAUCAAGGCAAGUGUUUUCCAUGCUUGGAAGAACUCAAAUUCAGCGACAUGCCAGCAUGGCAAGAGUGGUCAUGGGCUGAUGGCGGAGAGCUGUUUCCCUGCUUGCGUAGGCUUGAAAUUGUAAGAUGCCCGAAGCUUCAGAGGUUGCCUCCCCUCCCUCCGCUUAAAACAUUAAGAUUAGAUGAAGUCGGAUUGACAGAAGCAACGUUGUUCUGUUUUCGAUCAAAGGAGUAGCUCAUUUGCCGAUAUGAUUUGAAGAAUGAUUUAAGAGUAUUGUGCAUCGAACAGUAUUGUACAUUUAAAUUAAAUUGUAUGUGUUAUUUGGGCUUCAAUGUUAUGAACUUUUAAAGAGUCAUUGAAUUUGUUGUAUGUGUUGGGAGUGACUUGAUUAUAAAUUGAAAUAUAUAAUAUAUAUUGUAUGAAAAUUAUUUGUUUAGAUUUUUCAUCUUA
This is a messenger RNA of Musa acuminata AAA Group (dessert banana), 3350 nucleotides long. Its product is annotated as putative disease resistance RPP13-like protein 1. Gene Ontology annotation, molecular function: ADP binding. The transcript has 2 exons. Lineage: Eukaryota; Viridiplantae; Streptophyta; Magnoliopsida; Zingiberales; Musaceae. Bases 99 to 3134 code for a protein of 1011 amino acids. Gene Ontology annotation, biological process: defense response to other organism. The record is from RefSeq and is a predicted model, not a curated record.